AGUAGAGCUGCAAGAACCCAUUUCAGAAAAAAGGAAAUUCUACAAAACGGAAAGGAAACAAAGAACAAAAUUAGUAUGGAAUGUUCCACAAGUUGAAGUUUUGCAAUUUCCCUAUAAACCCUAAACCUCUCCACAAGAAAUCCCAUUAUCCAUUUUAUUCCACUCCUUUUCAUUUCGUAACUUACUUUCUUGUAUUUGUAUUUUAUUAAAAUUUAACCCCAUGGCUUCUUCAGAGAUCGAAGUGGUUUCGUCAACAGAAUCAAAGAUCCACCAAACCCAAAACGACAAUCAAAUUGCUAUAAUUGAUGUUUUCUCUGCAGCUGCUUAUGGGGAUUUCCAGAAAUUCAGAAGAUUUGUUCAAGAAGAUGCGUCUUCUCUCACUAGGCCUGAUGAUAAUGGCUACUACGCUCUUCAGUGGGCUGCUCUCAACAACUUUGCGGAUAUCGUUCAGUACAUUCUUGAGCACGGGGGAAAUGUUAAUGCAGCUGACAACAAUAAGCAGACGGCAUUGCAUUGGUCAGCUGUUAGGGGUUCAAUUGCUGUGGCAGAUGUUCUCUUGCAGAAUGGAGCCCGGGUUGAGGUGGCAGAUGUGAAUGGGUAUCGGGCAGUUCAUGUUGCUGCUCAAUAAGGACAGACAGCUUUCUUAAAUCAUAUUGUUGCAAAGUAUCAUGCUGAUUACGAUGCACCAGAUAAUGAAGGGAGGAGCCCCCUUCACUGGGCUGCAUAUAAGGGAUUCGCAGAUACAGUUAGACUACUUCUUUUUAGAGAUGCAAGCCAAGGGAGACAAGAUAGAGAUGGGUGUACCCCUUUGCACUGGGCUGCAUUAAGAGGGAACGUGGAAGUAUGCACUGUGCUUGUGCAUGCAGGAACAAAGCAAGAAUUGAUGGUGAAAGAUAAAGCUGGAUUUACCCCGUCUCAGCUUGCAUAUGAUAAAGGUCAUCGGCAAGUCGCCCUUUUCCUUUCUAAUGCAGAGAAGGUGCAUAGCAACCGCUGGCGAGACAAAAUUUUUAGUGGGAAGAUGGGAGAUAUCGGUUAUGCUCCUAUUUUGCUUUGUAUUAUUAUAAUUUGUAUCAUCCUCUUCAUCAACUCAGUUCUGACUGCUCCUGGUCUGCCAAAGGUAACUGCUGUUGUUGGACUGUGGUCAUGGAUUGCUAUUUCUAUAGCAUUUGGUUCACUUAUAAUGUUCUAUAGGUGUGCAAGUAAAGAUCCAGGUUAUAUUAAAAGAUUAGAAGAUGUUGAUACCCGUAAAGAUGCAGAGGAUCCCUUGUUGACCAUUGAUCUAAACAAUUCCUCUAUAUGGACAGGAAAUUGGUCUCAACUCUGCCCUACUUGCAAGAGGAACAAACGGGACUUCUUCAUCUUUGUAUGCAUGGCAAUGUUGACGUCGUUAAUUAGUAUUAUCAGUGCAGUUCAAAGGAUUUGGACAGCACCACUACCCUUACACUCUGAAGAAACGUGGAUUCACCAUGUGCUAGUCCAGCAUCCUGGUGUUGUAGCGUUUCUAGUUUUAGACGCUGUUGUUCUGACUGCUGCUACGACUUUGACAACAGUACAGGCUUCCCAGAUAGCCAGGAAUAUCACUACAAAUGAAAUGGCAAAUGCUAUUCGAUACGGGUAUCUGCGUGGUCCAGAUGGGAAGUUCCGAAACCCAUAUAAUCAUGGCUGCCGAAAGAAUUGCUCAGAUUUCUUCAUUAAUGGUUACACAAAUGAUGAUGAGAUUGCUUGGCCUCAAUUACAGCAGGUUGCCAGUUAGACACUCCCUUGGUUGUAGAUAAUGCUUGAGAAAACCCACCCCGCUGUGUUGAAAUUCUUUUCAUGUACCACCAUAUGUCCCAUUAAUUGUUGAUAUAUGAACUUUAUAUCACUAGAUUAUACGUUGUACUUUAUUAACCUGUUGAUGUUUACAAAUCAAUAUUUGUAACAGAAAAUGAAAUAAAAUCUUUUUGAUUUAGUUGUUGAUGCAAGGAAAUUGAUAG
Molecule: messenger RNA, 1976 nt
Organism: Pistacia vera
Lineage: Eukaryota; Viridiplantae; Streptophyta; Magnoliopsida; Sapindales; Anacardiaceae
Product: probable protein S-acyltransferase 23
Exons: 12
Biological process (GO): protein palmitoylation
Cellular component (GO): Golgi membrane
Molecular function (GO): palmitoyltransferase activity; protein binding
Source: RefSeq, a predicted model, not a curated record